CUGCAGCUGUCUCUACGUCACAAGUCCACAUGAGCGAAAAAUGGCGUUCACGUUCGCGGCCUUUUGUUAUAUGCUGACGUUACUGUUGACGGCGGCCCUUAUUUUCUUCGCUAUUUGGCACAUAAUCGCAUUUGAUGAGCUGAAGACUGACUAUAAGAAUCCCAUAGACCAAUGUAACACGUUAAACCCGCUCGUGUUGCCGGAGUACCUCAUCCAUGUGUUCUUCUGUGUGAUGUUCCUGUGCGCCACAGAGUGGCUGACGCUUGGACUCAACAUGCCUCUGCUGGCCUAUCAUGUCUGGAGGUAUACGAGUCGCCCUGUGAUGAGUGGACCUGGCUUAUAUGACCCCACUACUAUAAUGAACGCGGAUAUUCUGGCAUACUGUCAGAAGGAGGGCUGGUGCAAACUCGCUUUCUACCUCCUGUCGUUCUUCUACUAUCUUUAUGGGAUGAUCUAUGUUUUGGUGAGCUCUUAAAACCGGAUGCUGCUGCUUUGGAAGAGUGUAUGAAGAAUUUUGAGAUGCUCUGAUUUUAAAACCUGAAUGGAGCUGAAUUUGAACUCUGCCGUCUCUCAGUUCUGCUCCGCUGUUUCAAAUGGAUGUUUGACUUUAUUUAAUCUGCAUCAGCCAAGAGCGAUUCUGGAUGCAGGCAGCCUGCACACCUCCAGAACCGCGCACACACAAAAACAAGACACACUAUAUGCACAUGUCAAGCCUCUUCACACACUGAAAGCAUCAGUAGAUGAGAUGAAUCUGUUUACACUGACUGGAUCAUGUCUAAAGCAGAGACACAAGGGCUUAAAAACUAAAGAGCUGAUGGAUAUGUUCAAAGAUUUUACUCUCAUCAACUUCUUCAAACUGUGGGACAAAAUAAAUAUCUUGAUGGUAGCAUUUUUACAGAUGUCAUAGACUUAUUUUAUCUACAAAAUAUUACUGCCUUGUAGCUCAGUCAGUUCUUUAAUUUGUCCAGAGUUGUGUGCUGCUUCAGUGGUUUUUGAUCUUGCCAGUCCACAUUUCUGAGCUAAUACAGGUGAUCUACUUCAUAUUGAUGGUUCUUAUCAGAUGACUUUUAAUUCUCCAUUUCAGUGUUACAGCCAUUAAUUAGUCUUGCUUGUAGCAAAUAAGAACUGAUGCUUUCAGUGUGUGGAAGACAACUGCACAUAGCCUGGAAAUACUCCUCAAUCUUUUUGCUUUUAAACUUUAUUUUUUGUGUGCGUUUUGCAUUUCUAAGAGGAAUUGUUUUCUUGUUCUUGUUUACUUCAGUUGUAAUUGUGUUUUUUUGUAAUAUAGAAGAGAUGGGAGUGAACACUAUUUUCUAUUGAAUAUUUAGGUUUAAUGUUGGCAUGAUCUCAGUGUGCCAAGAAACCAUUUUCUUUUAAUCUGUCAGUAAUUGUGGACUGAUGGUGAUGCUGGUAGUAUUUUAAUCUGGUGUUUUACCAGCAUUCAGAUCAGAGCUGUGUGGGUGAAUCCUGAAACCACAUUGAAACCUAAUCACCAAUCUGGACCGCUUAUGAGACAUUUAGAGAAAUAUAAUAUUUUUGCUGUGAUAUUUUAAAAUUUUUCCUGCUUCAUAACCUUCAUGUGUGUGAUUCCAGCCUGAUGUGUGCGUUUGAAUGUUAUAAAGUCUUUGCCUGAACUGUAGUAAAUUGUGAUUUAAAAAAAAUAAAAAGUAUUUUUUUUGCUUGUAAUAUUGCUUUAAAAUUCCAAACAAAGUUUUCUCAGACAAUCUCUCAUGACAGCUGCUCAUGGCCCAUAUUAUAUAUGUUAUAUAUUAGUAAAUACACUGAUCUCUCCCUUUUUAGUGAUGGGUGACAUCUGCUGUCUGUACCCAUAACUCAAGGUUAUUUGAUUAAAAUAGGGAUAGGGGCAAAAAAUAAAUCAAACCCAGUUUUGGUUUAGUCUGAUAAAAUGUUUCUUUUUUUCUUUAUAAUAUCAGAACUCCUACUGUAAUCUGAUCAUUUUAUGAAUAAUCAUUAUUGUUGCCAAAAGUUGGCACAUAUUUUUGUUGAAUAAUGAAAAAGUCAUGUUAAAAAUAAAACUGAAAAAACUGCUUUUUUCCUGCUUUGUCACUGUUGAAUACUGAGGAAAAAAAAGAAAGAAAACAUGAACACAUUAUACAGUACAUGUAUGUUUCAGUAUACAUUCAGUUUUGAUGUUAAAAAUGAAAAAUUUCAAUACAUUGAAGAAAAUGAAACAAAGAACUAUCUGUAAGCCUAUAUUUUUCUAUAUGCUUUGUGUUGCAAAAGUACGUUUAAUAAAAAAAUGUAAACGCCAAUGGCUUUAAUAAAAACAGAUACUGUA
Molecule: messenger RNA, 2299 nt
Organism: Myxocyprinus asiaticus (Chinese sucker)
Lineage: Eukaryota; Metazoa; Chordata; Actinopteri; Cypriniformes; Catostomidae
Product: protein cornichon homolog 1-like
Exons: 5
Coding region: 41-475 (144 amino acids)
Biological process (GO): vesicle-mediated transport
Source: RefSeq, a predicted model, not a curated record